Habropoda laboriosa is the source of this 2146-nucleotide messenger RNA. RefSeq names its product basic salivary proline-rich protein 2. Lineage: Eukaryota; Metazoa; Arthropoda; Insecta; Hymenoptera; Apidae. The transcript has 6 exons. Bases 65 to 1900 code for a protein of 611 amino acids. The record is from RefSeq and is a predicted model, not a curated record.
AUCAAAAGUGAAAUUAAAUUGCAACUACUGUAAUUUCUUUAUAAUUUAUAAGCUAUCUGAAAAUAUGUCUGUGACCUUUGCUCAACGCGGCAGGCCGCCGAAUCCUGCCCAAAUACAGAAGAUGCUUGAUGAAAAUAGUCAGCUUAUACAAACAAUACAAGAGUAUCAGAAUAAAGGAAAACCACAAGAAUGUAUACAGUACCAGCAGAUGCUACAUCGCAAUCUGGUUUAUUUGGCAUCUAUUGCUGAUGCAAAUCAGAAUAUACAAGCAUUAUUACCGCCUCCACAAGGAAUUCCUAAUGGUCCUCAACAUGCUAUGAUGAAUCCACAAGGCCUUCCAAAUGCUCCCACUGGAUCAGGUGGACCUGGAGGAGACAUGCCACCAAAUACUCAACCAACAUUGCCAAUGUCAAGCUUUAGUCAAGGACAGCCAAUAUCACAAGGUGGAUAUCGUGGUCCAGUUAUGCCUGGACAAGGACCUGCUAUAAAUAGACCACCUACUGCACCUGGACCACAACAGUAUAGAGGACCACAAGGAUAUCCUCAACAACCUUCUCAACAAGGUUACCCUGCUCAAUAUGCCAAUCAAAAUCCUGGCUCAAAUUACCAAGGGCCACAGGGAUCUACAUAUACUCCAGGACAACCAAAUCAAUAUGGGCCACCAAAUACUUCUCAGCAACAGGGAUAUAGCGCAUCAUCACAACCAAAUUAUGGUCCACCAACUACUGUGAACAGUUAUGGUCCUCAACCUGGUGGAUAUCCACCACCAGGAACAACACAACCUCCUACAGGAUAUGGUCCACCACCACCAAAUCAACAAGGUUACCCUCCUUCUAAUCCUUCUCAACAAAACUUUCCAUCAAGUGGACAACAACAACAACCUGGACAAUAUGGCAGUCCUAGCCCACAACCUAAUUAUCAACAACCUCCAUCCCAAGCUCCACCUCAAAAUGCAUAUGGAGGAGGUCAACCAGGAAAUUAUCCUCCCCCUUCUUCUCAAGCAUAUGCAAAUAAUGUUCCACCUCAAAAUUAUCCAGCUCCCCCUACAUCUAGUGCUCAACCUCCUCAACCUGGAUCUCAACAAAAUACCGGUCCCCAACCCACUUACGGUAAUCAACCGAGCCCUGGUCCAGGCGCAACACAGUAUGGUCCAGCUUCUACGUCUCCACCAUUUAGUACUGCCUCCGCAAGUGGAGUAAACACUUAUGCUCAAAGUAGCCAACCAACAAGUACACCAUCUGCUUCAACUCAAACUUAUCCACCAAGCAGUGGUCCACCACCUACUUCACAGGGCGGAAGUUACGCUCCUCCAGGCCCUGCUCCAUCUGGAUACCCUGUGCACCAAACACCACAUCCAACAUCGCAUCCACCACAUCAACCACCGCAUCAAUCUCCACAUCAACCGCCUCAUGCUCCUCAUCAACCACCUCAUCAGCCUUCUCAUCAGUCAACUCAUCAACCUCCUACACAUCAAUCUCCACAUCAACCUCAACAAUCUCAACAACAAUCUCAGACACCACCACAGUCACAACAGCAACAAUCUCAAAGUCCUGCUCCAAGUGGAUUUCAACCACCUUCAGGACCCCCACAGGGUCCUGCUCCACCCCCAGGACCACAACCACAACCCGGAUAUGGUCCGGCUACUACACAGACAUACGUACCACCGACACCAGGUGGACAACCACAGGUGUACACUCCCCACCCACCCCAAGGUGGUCAACAUUAUGGACAUCCACAAUAUCCUCCACAGAGUUAUCCACCACCAGGUCCAGCAGGUCAAGGAUAUCCCCAAUACCCCCCACGACCACCAGGUGGUCAUAUGCCUCCACCGCCAGGACCUCAGGGACCUCCACCACCAAAUCAGUAUGGGGGUUACGGAUAUCAACCGCCUCCACAAUAGAGUAUAUAUUAAUGUAAAUUCGUACAAUAUUCAUACUAAUAUAAAAAUGAUUUAACUACGAACUUGGAACAAAUGACAUAUAAAACUUUAAUUUAAUUCAUAAUAGCGUAUCGUCCAGUGUUACGUAAUGAGGCAAAUAAUAGAAAAUAUAUAUUACUAAGGAAAGGUGCUGCUACAUUUUCAUUACAAUCGUAAUGAAAAAUUAUUUAAAAUGAUCUUAAUAGUGUUAAUCUUUCCAAACAAAAU